AUACAAAAAGUCGUCCCCUUCCUGCAGCACCACCCCCGGACUCCAGUCAAGGUAUUUACCAAGAAAAAGAUGACUCAAAGCAUUGCAUAGAGUAAUUCCACCAAAUUCAGAUGGCCAGUUCGGUAAUUUCAGAUCAAGGCCAGAAAAACGUAUCGCCGUUUUGCGGUGAAAACGCUUGAAAAAUCCAGCCGCUAGGGCGCCUCCCGUUGCAGAUUUACGGAUACUGAGAUUUCAGUAAUGGUGUGCUGAAGGAAUCAGUUGACAAACACACCCCCAGAUUCUUUACUAAUUUCCAAACAGCCCCUGUAGACCUUUUCCUCUCUGUUUCUCUUUCACUUCGUCUUCACAGACACACUUUCUAUAUCUCUCUCUCUUACCUGGUAAGUCCUCUCACUCUCUCCCUCUCUCCCUCUCUCCUUCUCUUUGUGAAUAAGGCCGUAUUUGGUGACAUGGAUCGAGCGAAUGGGAAUCUUGCCACCGACGAGGCGUCUCAGAGCAAGGUCACUCGCCAUAUCUCCAAGCAAAACAAACACAACCCAGAAGAUAAAAUGGGAUUCUCCGAAAAGGGGUUCGGGUUUCUCAGAGACUCAGACAUGGGUUCUGAUGGGUUCCAAUCAAAACCCUCAAAGACUGGAAAUUUAAGUUCCCAGGAGCUGACUCUCAGCUACCUCUGCGACAGUUCCAAACUGGGUUUUCUCGAGAAGGAGUUCGCCGGCGCAAAUUUGCUGACUUCGUUGGAGAAAGAGAGUUUCAAAGGCAAAGAAGCCAUGGUUUCGGAGAAUUCUAACAAAUGGGUAGAGAGAGAUUUCCUUAAUUUGAACGAAACCAGGUUGAAUUGCUCGAAGAGAGAGCUUGCUGAGGAAGCGGAGAGAGAAAGCAGGGACGACAAGAAGCCAAAGCUCGAGACUUUGAAUCUCUCUCUAGCCUUGCCGGAGGUAUCUUUCUCUCUCACCGCCUCAAACGCCUUGCAGAAUGGCGAUCCUCCGGCGAUGCCGCGGCCGAGCAGAAGCAUACAGUCGUUGGCGCCGUCUGCUAACAACACACAGACAACUUGCUCCAAUGAUUUCACAGCAGCUUCAUUGUCGUACUCUUACUCCCACCCAUUUUCCCACAACCCCAGUUGCUCGCUUACCCGAAAUUCGACGGAUUUCGAGUCUUCUGUUGGGAAAGAUGAUCAAAUUUGGAACUGUGGGGAGGGCACUAAUGGGUCUGUUCAUAGCAGGUUUAAGCCGAUUGGAGAUGGAGUUGGUUUGUCGAAUCACGGGGGCGGGAUUUUGUCAAUGAUGCUGGGUAAUCGUAAGGAUUCUUGUAAUAAUAACAGUGUUUAUAGGACAACUAGCUCUGAUAACCUUUCCUUUUUUCCAUCUGAAUUGCCUGCUAAGCCGACAAUCGAUACCCUUUCUGGGGAUUCUAGAGGGAGAGGUUCUGAAAGUUUGAGAGGAUUGGAGGGUAUGGAUGGUGGGAGAGCCAGGAAACUUUCUAGACCGGAGAGAAUUCUUCGCGAAAUUGUUUCGGAAUCUGCUACUGUCAUGGCUCAGACAAUUCAAGAACUUCCUGAGGAAAUGCUCUUAUCAACUAAGGAAUACUUGAAGAAUCUGAUAUCCACGCCGGAGAAGAAGGAAGAAUUGGUGAGCCUUCAAAACCGGCUUCAGAGAAGGUCUGAUCUUACAAAGGAGAAUCUUUCUAAAUGUCAGAAGGAUCAAUUGGAGAUGUUGGUUGCUGUGAAAAUGGGACUCGGGAACUUUGUAUCUGGGAAAAACCGCCUUCCAGCAACUGAGCUGGUGGAGAUUUUCUCGUUUAUGAGGUGUAAGAAUGUGAAUUGCAAGAGCUUAUUGCCUGUUGAUGAUUGUGACUGCAAAAUUUGCUCUGCCAAUAAGGGGUUUUGUAGUUCCUGUAUGUGUCCUGUGUGUUUGAAUUUCGACUGUGCCAAUAAUACUUGUGGUUGGGUUGGCUGUGAUGUUUGUUCGCAUUGGUGUCAUGCUGCUUGUGGUAUUCAGAGGAACCUCAUCAAACCAGGUCCUAGCUUGAAAGGUCCCUCUGGGACAACUGAGAUGCAAUUUCAUUGCAUAGGAUGCGGCCAUGCUUCAGAAAUGUUUGGUUUUGUUAAGGAUGUGUUUCUGUGCUGUGCAAAAGACUGGGGACUAGAGACCCUUAUCAAGGAGCUUGACUGUGUUAAGAAGAUUUUUAGGAGAAGUGAUGAUUUUAUAGGCCGGGAACUGCAUAUUAAGGCUGAGGAGAUCAUCUCCAAGCUUGGAAGCCAAUUGAUGUCUCCAUCAGACGCCUGCAGUUUCAUUAUUCAGUUCUUUAACUAUACAGAUGGAGUGUCAGAAUAUCCUGCUUCUACCUUAUCCACAAAAGAGUUGGCUGCUUCUCAAGCCGGCCUGAGAAAAGAUUCGACCCCUUUUUCACAAUCUGUUUCUGUACCUCCGAAAUAUGCUGUUUACAACACAAGUUCUAGUAUGCAAUGUGAUUCACUGUCUAAUGAUACCCGUCAGAACCCCCUCAAAUCGUCCCAUAUAAGCAAUGAGGAUGAGUUCCAGUUUGGAACAUUUCCAAAAAUAGACGGGUUUGAGAGCUUGGAAAGCAUAGUGAGGAUAAAGGAAGCGGAAGCUAGAAUGUUCCAGAGCAAGGCUGAUGAAGCUCGGAGAGAGGCAGAAGGGUACCAUCAGAUGAUACAGACGAAGACAGAGAAGCUGGAGGAAGAGUACGCCGGAAAGUUUUCCAAAUUCUGUCUGAAAGAGACGGAGGAAAAGCGAAGGAAGAAACUGGAGGAGCUGAAAAUUUUGGAAAGUUCACAUUGCGAUUACUACAACAUGAAAACUAGAAUGCAAGCUGAGAUUGCUGGCUUGUUGGAGAGAAUGGAAGCAACAAAGCAGCAACGGGCCUAGUUUCUGUAUUUAAUUCUUUUUUAACAAUGGUGCUGACUGUGUUAAGUAUAUUGAUGAGUGUUAUUCAGUUUUGGAUUCUGCUUGUUAUUUUAAUCAAAGUGAAAGAUUGUCUCGCAGUUGUGGAAUUCAAACUUUAUUCUUCAAUUGAUUAUAUAGCUAGUGCUGGCAUCAUUCCA
Pyrus x bretschneideri (Chinese white pear) is the source of this 3064-nucleotide messenger RNA. RefSeq names its product protein OBERON 3. Bases 450 to 2888 code for a protein of 812 amino acids. Gene Ontology annotation, cellular component: nucleus. NCBI's taxonomy places the organism in Eukaryota, Viridiplantae, Streptophyta, Magnoliopsida, Rosales, Rosaceae. The transcript is spliced from 2 exons. The record is from RefSeq and is a predicted model, not a curated record.